Lobosporangium transversale is the source of this 720-nucleotide messenger RNA. RefSeq lists its product as hypothetical. Lineage: Eukaryota; Fungi; Mortierellomycota; Mortierellomycetes; Mortierellales; Mortierellaceae. The record is from RefSeq and is a predicted model, not a curated record. The annotation marks the transcript as partial. The transcript has a single exon.
AUGCGUAUUGACCAAGGAACGAUUCGCGGUAACUUGGAAGUCUUGGAAUUUAUAACGGAAGCUGCGCUGGAACUCCCGCAUGAAUGGUUUGAGGGACGAAGAAUACUCAUUGCUGGUGACCAGCUGACGGUCAGUAGGCUCCGUUCAUUGAAGGAAUUACGUGCAGACGAUAUCUCAUCAUACCACCGCCUUGACUGGGUCAUACCUGUCAUUCAGUUAUUCCAUCUUCAAAUGCUUCUGGCCUCAACAAUUUUGCGUACCCAUUAUGGCACUGCUUCAACACCUGGUUCAAUUGCGUUCAAUGUAUCGUUGCUUGAACGAAAGAGGGUUUCCCUAGAGAAGCCUGAUUUUCAUGCCACAAAUGAGCUUCUCCGCGAGUCAUUUGAUGCACUAGUACAACGGGCAUGGGAGCUUACUCUACUAAGUACAAACUUGGAAGAAUUUGCGGAAGGUGUCUCCGAUGAAGUACUUAAAAUUGAACUCAUGGCGAAAGUGGACACAUUAAUUGAUAGAUUUCUUCUGACUGGCUCCUUAGAAAUCCUCGAUGGGACCACAUCUAGGAAUUCCGCCUUGUUUCUCCGUGACAUGCUUUUUUACUUGGAGCUAUCGUCUGCGAUCAAAGCAGGUGAUCAUGGGCGCAUUGAAGAGAUUCUAAAAUGGAUCACAAUAAUGUUUCAAGCCGGAUCAACAAAAAACUAUGCAAAUGAACUUCUGCAUCUA